Molecule: messenger RNA, 6465 nt
Organism: Pipistrellus kuhlii (Kuhl's pipistrelle)
Lineage: Eukaryota; Metazoa; Chordata; Mammalia; Chiroptera; Vespertilionidae
Gene: PTPN14
Product: protein tyrosine phosphatase non-receptor type 14
Exons: 20
Coding region: 865-4494 (1209 amino acids)
Biological process (GO): lymphangiogenesis; protein dephosphorylation
Cellular component (GO): cytoskeleton
Molecular function (GO): protein tyrosine phosphatase activity
Source: RefSeq, a predicted model, not a curated record
CUCCCUCCGCCUCCCUCCCGGCCCCCAGCGCCGCCGAGCCGGCCCGGGGGUGGGGGAACCGCGGCCGCCGGCGCCUGCUCCGUCCCCUCCCACUCGCACGGCCCCUUCCUCCCUCCUCUCCUCUCCUCUCCCGGCGGCUCGCGUUUCCUGCCACUCGGGCUCUCCGGCCCUUCAAAGUUCUGCCCAACUUUUCCCUCGCGGGCGGGCGCUGCUGGCACGGGGCAGGUUGCUGCGCUCCGGCUCGCCCUGCUGCUGCCAGCUCUCCCGGCUCUGGUCCUCGGGGAGCCGCGGACACUAAGUGGCCUCUGGCGGUCCUUCCCCAUCCUCCCCGGCCUGCUGGCUUCGCCCCGAUCCCCCCUCCCGCGGGCCGGACGCCCCGGGCUUCGGGGGCUCUCCAGGGCUCGGGCUCCGUGCGCCCUUGCGCGCACUCGGGCGCCCGGAUCGCGGCGGAACCCUCCUCCCUCCCCUUUCGCCUCCUCCGGCUCCUUCCCUCCGUCCCUCCUCCGCCGGCCCCUGGAACCCUUUCCCGGGGGAAUUGGGGCUCCGCCGCGGCCGUGGAGGGACAGCCUCUCCGCGCGGGACUCCGGGGCUCCGGCCGGGCCAUGUAAGCGCAGUUCCUUCCCUUGUAGUCUGCCAAGAGGAUUGAUGAGCCAUAGAUUCAUACAUUCAGAAGCUGAAUACCGACACUUGAACUAGGUUCACUUUUGGCCGACCCCGCAGCGUGCCACCCCGGGCAUGGACACCUUCUCCCGGGUCUGGAGGAGCACGGCUGGUAGCGCCAUCGCCGGGUCCCCGGACUGCUAAGGCCAUCCCAGGGGCGAGGGCGCCGGGCGAGGAGGGCGGCCUCCGAGGGCCAGAGCCACCAUGCCUUUCGGCCUGAAGCUCCGCCGGACGCGGCGCUACAACGUCUUGAGCAAGAACUGCUUCGUCACCCGGAUCCGCCUGCUGGACAGCAAUGUCAUCGAGUGCACGCUGUCGGUGGAGAGCACGGGGCAGGAGUGCCUGGAGGCUGUGGCCCAGAGGCUGGAGCUGCGGGAGACGCACUACUUUGGCCUCUGGUUUCUCAGCAAGAGCCAGCAAGCACGAUGGGUGGAGCUGGAGAAACCGCUGAAGAAACAUCUGGACAAGUUCGCUAACGAGCCUCUGCUUUUCUUCGGAGUCAUGUUCUACGUGCCAAAUGUGUCAUGGCUUCAGCAGGAGGCCACGAGGUAUCAGUAUUACCUGCAAGUCAAAAAGGACGUGCUGGAGGGGCGGCUGCGGUGCACGCUGGAGCAGGUGAUUCGGCUGGCCGGCUUAGCCGUGCAAGCUGAUUUUGGAGACUAUAACCAGUUUGAUUCUCAAGAUUUCCUCAGAGAAUAUGUGCUAUUUCCUAUGGAUUUGGCCCUGGAGGAGGCCGUUCUGGAGGAGCUGACACAGAAGGUGGCCCAAGAGCACAAAGGCCGCAGUGGGAUCCUGCCCGCCGAAGCUGAGCUUCUGUACAUCAACGAAGUGGAGCGCUUGGAUGGAUUCGGGCAGGAAAUCUUCCCCGUGAAGGACAAUCAUGGGAACAGUGUGCACCUGGGCAUUUUCUUCAUGGGGAUUUUCGUGAGAAACAGAAUUGGAAGACAAGCAGUGAUACACAGGUGGAACGACAUGGGGAACAUCACGCACAACAAGUCGACCAUCCUGGUGGAGCUCAUCAACAAGGAGGAGACGGUGCUCUUCCACACGGACGAUAUUGAAAACGCCAAGUACAUCUCCCGGCUGUUUGCCACACGGCACAAGUUUUACAAGCAAAACAAGAUCUGCACCGAACAAUCAAAUUCCCCACCCCCCAUCAGACGCCAGCCCACCUGGAGCCGAUCCUCUCUGCCCCGGCAGCAGCCGUACAUCUUGCCUCCCAUGCACGUCCAGUGUGGAGAGCACUACUCGGAAACACACACUUCGCAAGACAGCAUCUUCCACGGGAACGAAGACGCCUUCUACGGCAACUCGCACAACAGCCUGGACCUGAACUACCUAAACGGCACCAUCACCAACGGCAGCGUGUGCAGCGUCCACAGCAUCAACUCCCUGAACUGCUCGCAGAGCUUCCUCCAGGCGUCGCCCGUCUCCUCCAACCUCAGCAUCCCCGGGAGCGACAUCAUGCGGGCCGACUACAUCCCGAGCCACCGGCACAGCGCCAUCAUCGUGCCGUCCUACCGGCCCACCCCGGACUACGACACCGUCAUGCGCCAGAUGAAGCGGGGGGUGGUGCCCGCCGACAGCCAGAGCCAGUCCCUGAGGAACCUCAACAUCCUCAACACCCACGCCUACAACCAGCCCGAGGACCUGGUGUACAGCCAGCCCGAGAUGCGGGAGAGGCACCCCUACACCGUCCCCUACGGGCCGCAGGGGGGCUACGGCAAGCCGGUGGGCCCGUCUGACCCGUUGGCGGCGGCCGCGGCGGCCGCGGGCCCCAAGAACAGCUCGGGGCCCUGCAGCAAGCCGGGGGCCAGCGCCAUCUCCCACACGGUGAGCACCCCGGAGCUGGCCAACAUGCAGCUGCAGGGCGCGCACGGCUACCACCCGGCCCACGUGCUCCAGAACCACCUCUUCCGCCCGCCGCCCCCCUACCCGCGGCCCCGGCCCGCCACCAGCACCCCGGACCUGGCCAGCCACCGCCACCGCUACGUCAGCGGCAGCAGCCCCGACCUGGUGACCCGCAAGGUGCAGCUGUCGGUGAAGACCUUCCAGGAGGACAGCAGCCCCGUGGUGCACCAGUCCCUGCAGGAGGUGAGCGCGCCCCUCACGGCCCACGCCAAGCACCACGGCGCCGUGAACAAGCGCCACAGCCUGGAGGUGAUGAGCAGCAUGGUGCGGGGCAUGGAGGCCAUGACCCUCAAGUCCCUCAACAUCCCCAUGGCCCGCCGCAACACGCUCCGGGAGCAGGGGCCCCCCAAGGAGGCGCCGGGGGCCCACGAGGUGCCCCAGCUGCCCCAGUACCACCACAAGAAGACCUUCUCGGACGCCACGAUGCUGAUCCACAGCAGCGAGAGCGAGGAGGAGGAGGAGGAGGAGGAGGAAGAGGAGGAGCAGCGGCGGCGGCGGCGGCCGGCCGAGCCCGCGCCCCCCCGGAUCCCGGGGCUCCGCGGGGGGACCGUGGAGUACAGCGCCCAGCUGCAGGCGGCCCUGGCGCGCAUCCCCAAGAAGCCCCCGCCCGAGUACCCCGGGCCCAGGAAGAGCGUCAGCAACGGGGCGCUGAGGCAGGACCAGGCCGGCGUGCCCCCCGCCGUGGCCAGGGCCCGGGGGCUGCGGCACGGGCCGGCCAAGGCCGUGAGCGUCUCCCGCGCCGACCAGCUGGCCGUCAACGGGGCGGCCCUGGGCCCGUCCCUCUCGGAGCCCGACCUGACCAGCGUGAAGGAGCGGGUCAAGAAGGAGCCCGUGAAGGAGCGGCCGGUGUCCGAGAUGUUCUCCCUGGAGGACAGCAUCAUAGAGAGGGAGAUGAUGAUCCGGAAUCUAGAGAAGCAGAAGAUGGCAGGCCUGGAGGCGCAGAAGCGGCCUCUGAUGUUGGCGGCGGUGAACGGCCUCUCGGUGGCACGGGUCCCAGGGCGGGAAGACAGCCGAGUCGAUGGCACCCGGAUCCUCAUGGACGAGAGGUUCAGGACCCUGAAGAAGAAGCUGGAGGAGGGAAUGGUGUUCACAGAAUACGAGCAAAUCCCAAAGAAGAAGGCGAACGGCGUUUUCAGCACGGCGGCCCUGCCGGAAAACGCCGAGCGCAGCCGGAUCCGCGAGGUGGUGCCCUACGAGGAGAACCGCGUGGAGCUGAUCCCGACCAAAGAGAAUAACACGGGUUACAUCAACGCCUCCCACAUCAAGGUGGUGGUUGGCGGGGCCGAAUGGCACUACAUCGCCACGCAGGGGCCCCUGCCGCACACGUGCCACGACUUCUGGCAGAUGGUGUGGGAGCAGGGAGCCAACGUGAUCGCCAUGGUCACCGCGGAGGAGGAGGGCGGACGCACCAAGAGCCACCGCUACUGGCCCAAGCUGGGCUCCAAGCACAGCUCAGCCACCUAUGGCAAGUUCAAGGUCACCACGAAGUUCCGAACCGAUUCCGGUUGCUAUGCAACCACCGGCUUGAAGGUCAAGCACCUUUUGUCUGGGCAGGAGAGGACGGUGUGGCAUUUGCAGUACACAGACUGGCCAGACCAUGGCUGCCCCGAGGAUGUCCAAGGAUUUCUGUCCUACCUGGAGGAGAUCCAGUCGGUGCGCCGGCACACCAACAGCAUGCUGGAGGGCACCCAGAGCCGGCACCCGCCCAUUGUGGUCCACUGCACCGCGGGCGUGGGCCGCACCGGCGUGGUCAUCCUCUCCGAGCUCAUGAUCUACUGCCUGGAGCACAAUGAGAAAGUGGAAGUGCCCAUGAUGCUGAGGCUCCUCCGGGAGCAGAGGAUGUUCAUGAUCCAGACCAUCGCUCAGUACAAGUUUGUCUACCAGGUCCUCAUCCAAUUCCUCCAAAACUCCAGACUCAUUUAACCCCCGGACCCAGCCCCCGGAAGAGGGACCCAGCUCCAUUGUGCAGAUGGGGAGGCGCCUCCAGACAGAGCCCGCGCCCCCAGCAGGGCACGGAUGGCUGGAGCUGACAGGACACGGGCUCCCUCACCCCGGGAGCCAAGAUGCUUCAUAAACAUCAUGUAUUAUUUUGUAUGAGAUAAUUUAUUUUUUUCCCCCCUUUGGAAUAACUUGUGUGAAUCAUUGUAAUGGCAGUUUUGAUGGUAAUGUAGUGCUUUUCAUUGGAACCACAUUUUGACUGAUCUGCAUUGUAACGUGUUGGUAGGGAAAGGUCGCCUGGUGGAUCAUUUGGGGGACGGAGGCAGAAGGGGAGCACAUCUCUGGUGAAGUUGCAGCCAGAUGGGUAACCAACCCUGAAAUCCAUCAGCUUAAUUGCUCAUGUCCAAAUCAAAGAUGGCAAGAAAAUGAAUUUAUCCUAAAAUGUAAAGAUGAGGGUGCCAAGACCUUUUUUCUCUGAAGGAAAAAAAAAAAAAAAAUCUGCUCUUCUCUUAUAUUUUGGGCUCGGGAGCCUUGAUUCUUCCCUUCUUCCUUCGGUCCUCACCCUCAGUAGUCUUCCCCCAGUCCCUCUUCCAACCUUGAGUGAUAGCCGGAGCAGCUAGUGGAAAGGCUGCAUUGACUGUGCAGUCAUCCUUGCCCACGCUGAAUGGGGAGCUUUGUUUGCAUCUUUCCCGACCACCCAUUAACCUGGGCUCUGGAGGCUGUGUUUCCUUGCCGGGGGCUGCACCCUCAGUAUUUGCAGCUUCUUCUCAUUUGCUUGGUGGGUGCCAGGCUGGUGGCCUUGGAGGCCCUGGGCCAGGCCAUCUGUGCAGCGCGCCAUGUUGCCUGAUUGAGAGAAGCGAAUGGACCAGAGUGAGAAGAGAGACAGGAAGGCCCUCGAUACUGCAUUUGUUUAGGAUGGGUGUGCUGGACGGGGGUCUAAAGGUCAAGGGGCUGGGGCGUUCUGUGUGUCCAUGAGCCACCAAGUCAUUGGGAAGGUUGCAAAGGAGACAGUGGAGAACGCUGACUUGGGGGGGGGGGGGGGCUGACUCUCAGCAGGGGUCCUGGCCAGGAGCCACACCAAGUGUGACCCCACUGUGCUCAUGCCAUCUCCAGACUGUGGUCUGUGGGAGUGGAACUCAGCCCGCUCAGGGCUCUGUCAUCGUAGGCCUGGCCCUGUGAUGAACGUGGUGGAGUUGGUCUCGCACAGAGCCCAGUGGUGGUCCCUCCUUUCCCCAUACAGUCUACUCUGGUCAUUGUCCACACUGCCUUCAGGGAAGCUCCGUCCCCCCUUUGUCUCUUCCUGGGCCUUCACUGGCCCCUGUGCUUCGGAAUUUCUUAGGUCAGUACACAGAUAUUCCACGCACUUUCCAUCUUGCCGAGUUUGGGGGGCAUUUUUUUCUCUCGUUUUUCUUGAAUGUAACUUUUAAAUUGUUUUGUUCUCCGAAUCGACCACUGUGGUGUUCUACCGUGCCUUCUUCCUCUGCUGCUUUUAUUUUCUUCUUUGUCUCUUCCUGGGCUGGAAAUACAAGGAAAGAAGGCCCUCAGAGCAACUAGAAAGAAGAGUUUGCCUCUUUAACUUAUCGUCACCACACACCAACGGACGGAUGGGUGUCCCCAUGAACUGCUUUGGCAUAAGAAUCAGCUCAGCUUCACAUCUGGCCAGAUGGUAUGGUUUUUCUCUUCUUUAGACUCAGAGUCUCUGGUGAUGGAGGGCCUUUUGUCUUCUACCCCAUGGUCUAAAGGUGUCUAAUAACUUCAGCUGAGCUCUGCAGGUCCCGGAAUUUUGGUCUAGAUUCUGAAAAAGAAAGCCAUUAGCAUGCCAUGUAUUUCCAGCGGAACAGAGCUCACAGCCCUCACUCAGGCGCUCAGGACUUGGAUCAUCAACAGGCAGGGAGGCAUUGGUUUCCUUUCCUUAGAUUCAGUCCAUCCUUGGAUUAUUCUGCUGUGAGGGAUGUC